Molecule: messenger RNA, 1529 nt
Organism: Capra hircus (goat)
Lineage: Eukaryota; Metazoa; Chordata; Mammalia; Artiodactyla; Bovidae
Product: olfactory receptor 4N5
Exons: 3
Coding region: 361-1290 (309 amino acids)
Biological process (GO): G protein-coupled receptor signaling pathway
Cellular component (GO): membrane
Molecular function (GO): olfactory receptor activity; G protein-coupled receptor activity
Source: RefSeq, a predicted model, not a curated record
UGCAAAGGGUCGGACACAACUGAGUGACUGAACUGAACUGAAUGCUACUACAGAGGAAUAUUUUCUUCAAAACUUUCAGCUAGGAAUAAACAAGAACAAGCAAAUAAUUGCAGAGUAAUGAAAUAUUUCUAAGUUUAAAAUAACAUAAAUUUAGGAACUAAAAUAGAAGAAAGAGAAAUAAGUUUCUGGAAUGCCAGGAAACAACGAGUAAGCCUGAAUCAUGGAAGACAUGGCUGGAGCAGAAGCUUUGAAAAAGCAGGGUAAUGCAGGAGAAACAGAGAAAUAGUCAUCCAAGGCACGUCUGUCCUUUAUCUCUAUGAAGAGCAGAAUCUGAGAAUCACUGGAAUAGAAGACUGAGGAAUGAUGGAGAGGGAGAACAGCACUGAGGUGACAGAAUUCAUCCUACUUGGUCUGACCCAGUCUCAAGAUGUUCAGCUCCUGGUCUUCACACUAGUCUUAAUUUUCUACCUCAUCAUCCUCCCUGGAAAUUUCCUCAUCAUCCUCACCAUCAGGUCAGACCCCGGCCUCACGGCCCCCCUCUACUUCUUCCUGGGCAACCUGGCCUUCCUGGAUGCAUCCUACUCCUUCAUUGUGGCUCCCAGGAUGCUGGUGGACUUCCUCUCUGACAAGAAGGUGAUCUCCUAUAGAGGCUGCAUCACUCAGCUGUUUUUCUUGCACUUUCUGGGGGCAGGGGAGAUGUUCCUUCUUGUUGUGAUGGCCUUUGACCGCUACAUUGCCAUCUGUCGUCCUUUACACUAUUCGACUGUCAUGAACCCUAGAGCCUGCUAUGCCUUGCUGUUGGCUCUGUGGCUUGGGGGAUUUACUCAUUCCAUUGUUCAAGUGGCUCUCAUUAUCCACUUGCCCUUCUGUGGUCCAAACCGACUGGACAACUUCUUCUGCGACGUGCCACAGGUCAUCAAGCUGGCCUGCACGGACACCUUUGUGGUGGAGCUCCUGAUGGUCUCCAACAGUGGCCUGCUCACCCUGCUGUGCUUUCUGGGCCUUCUGGCCUCCUAUGCAGUCAUCCUCUGCCGUGUAAAGGGGCACUCCUCUGAGGGGAAGAGCAAGGCGCUGUCCACGUGCACCACACACAUUAUCAUCGUGUUUCUCAUGUUUGGACCUGCCAUCUUCAUCUACACCCGCCCCUUCAGAGCCUUCCCAGCUGACAAAGUGGUUUCUCUCUUUCACACCGUAAUCUUUCCUUUGAUGAACCCUGUGAUUUAUACCCUUCGCAAUCAGGAAGUAAAGGCUUCCAUGAGGAAGUUGUUGAGUCAUCACAUGGUUUGCUGAAUGCAAUGGAAAGACUGGAAAACCAAGGAGGGGAGUAAGUUCAUUUGAAAUUAAAUAAGUUAUUUAUGCAUUAAUGCACAGAAUCAAUCAAUCAUUUAGCAAAUAAUGUAUUUAUUAGACCCUUUCAGGUUUCAGGCUUUAUUCUAAGUAUAUGAACAGGACAGGUAAGAUUCCAGAUCUGCUGGGACUAUAUUUGAGUGGAUAAAGAUAGGUUAUACUAUUAAACUGAAAAAAAAAAA